This is a messenger RNA of Gasterosteus aculeatus aculeatus (three-spined stickleback), 2142 nucleotides long. It is a transcript of the gene prim2, whose product is annotated as DNA primase subunit 2. The record is from RefSeq and is a predicted model, not a curated record. NCBI's taxonomy places the organism in Eukaryota, Metazoa, Chordata, Actinopteri, Perciformes, Gasterosteidae. Gene Ontology annotation, biological process: DNA replication initiation; DNA replication, synthesis of primer. Gene Ontology annotation, cellular component: alpha DNA polymerase:primase complex.
GGUGGUAAGACUAAACGAGCGCCCACAUAUGACGACAGGUUUUCACUUCCUGUUCUGGCUAACAUCGUCAUCAUUUACCCGCGAACGUUGAACAGCCUACUUUGUUUGGCGGGAUUGAGCAGAAAAGAAGUCACCCCCAUCGUCUACGCGGAACCAUGGAUUUUUCAAGUGGAAGAAAGAAGUCCCUCACCAACACUCAGACGGAGCUCUAUAGACAUCAUCUGCAGUUCUACGACCAGCCUCCCCUGGAAAAUAUCUCUCUUGGUGAAUUUGAGGCAUUCGCUGUGGAUCGACUGAAAUUGUUGAAGACCGUGGAAAAUGUGGGCGUGAGCUACCUGAAAGGGUCAGAUCAGUACUCAAACAAACUGGUGUCUGAGUUAAAAUCUCUGAACUUUCCUUACAGACCGGACGCUGAUGACCGAAAACCUCAGACUGGACCAAGUGAACAUGACAAACGGAGGAAGGACCAUAUCUCCCACUUUAUUCUCAGACUUGCCUACUGCCAAACGGAGGAUCUGAGACGGUGGUUUAUACAACAGGAAGUUGAUCUCUUCCGCCACCGCUUCGAUGAACUGUCUCCACAACAAAAGCUUGAACUUCUUAACAGAAAUAAUCUGCAAUAUGCCACUACGAGUGUCAAGGAGAAGAUUCUUCUGAAGGAUGAACUUCUCAACUCCAGUUACAACGUCAGUGGAAUCACUGUGGAAGAACAGGACUUCUACAAAGUGCCAUUUCAAGACGCCCUGGAUCUAGUGCGAGCGAGGAAGGUGUACCUCAAAGCCGGCUACGUGUACAUCCCUCAGAAGGACAUAGUCACUAUUGUUCUCAACGAUUUCCGCACACGGCUAUCUAAAUCUCUGGCAUUGACGGCCCGCUCGCUACCAGCAGUGCAUUCUGAUGAACGGCUCCAACCGCUCCUCAACCACCUCAGUCACGCCUAUGUGGGACAGGAUUACAGCAUCCAGAAGAAUGUUGGGAAAAUUUCAUUGGAUCAAAUUGAUUCACUUUCAGGGAAGUCCUUCCCGCUCUGCAUGAGGCAGCUCCACCAGUCCCUCCGAGAGAACCACCACCUCCGCCACGGGGGGCGCAUGCAGUACGGCCUCUUCCUCAAAGGCAUCGGCCUCUCCCUGGAGCAAGCGCUGCAGUUCUGGAGAUCAGAGUUCAUAAGAGGCAAAGUGGAUGCGGACAAGUUUGACAAAGCGUAUGCCUACAGCGUCCGCCACAUGUUUGGCAAAGAAGGCAAGCGGACAGACUACACCCCCUACAGUUGCAUGAAGGUGAUUUUAUCAAACCCACCCAGCCAAGGAGACCAUCACGGCUGUCCUUUCCGUCACAGUGACCCCGAACUGCUGAAGCAGAAGCUUCAGUUCUACAAAGUUCCUGCCAGUGGGAUCAGUCAGAUCCUGGAGCUGGUUAAAGGGAUGCAUUUUCAGCUGGCAUGCCAGAAGUACUUUGAGCUGACACACAAUAUUGACGACGCCAAUUUCUCACUCAAUCACCCCAACCAGUACUUUAUAGAGAGUCAGAAGGUUUUAGGAGGGGGCAAGGAGAUAAAGCGUGAGGUGGACACUGCACAAAGGUUGCAGGAAAAUUCGGCCACCAAAGGAUCGGCGGCAACUCGAGAGCCGGCAGCCGACGCCUCCAAAGCGGAGGAUGAGAUGACGGAGGACCUGGACUCCUACUUUCAGGAUGCCUGAUUCGUUUUGUCCCCUUUUUAUUCUUUGGGGUUUGCAGUUACAGGAGGAGGGGGGGCUACAUAAUGUAUUUUCGGCUGACUCUGACUCUGUACAUGGAGUGUUCAGGAUCAAAGUUACAAAUCACUUAUUUUCUAUGUAGACCUUUAACUGUACCAAAUUCAAACUUCAACAUCUCCAUCUCUGGUCACCGCCUCUAUUGUUAAUUUGUUUACGCUGGUGACAUUACAUUGUUCUGGUUUAAUCACACUGUAAAAAGUUUCUCUGCUUUUCCUUUGUUCUUCCCACACUGGUGUGAACUCUUCUAUGCGUCUCAUUGCACUGUCUGUGUUUUUGCAGGGAUUCAGUUGUUAGGUGUGAUGACUAGAACAUAGCUGUCUCAGAAACAAUGUCAUUGUAUUUGCUGGCAGGAGGAUGGAUGAAAAUAAACUUUCUUUUUCCACAGUUA